Molecule: messenger RNA, 2555 nt
Organism: Musa acuminata subsp. malaccensis (wild Malaysian banana)
Lineage: Eukaryota; Viridiplantae; Streptophyta; Magnoliopsida; Zingiberales; Musaceae
Biological process (GO): cortical microtubule organization
Cellular component (GO): cortical microtubule
Source: RefSeq, a predicted model, not a curated record
AUGACAGCAUUGUCAGCAGCGCCAGCGGACACCUCAUCAACUGCUCCGGGUGCUCCUCCUCCUCCUCCUCCUCCGUCACCCUCAGGGCCAAUGCAACGCCGUUGGACACGGACGCGAAUGCGGCCGGAGGGCGAGGGUACAUCCACGGGGCACCCUGUACACCUCUGCCCUCCUCCUCCCCGUCGAAGCCUCGCUGGGUGGAGAUGAAGUAUCAUGUACCGGCAGCCUUGCACGACAGGUGUUCGCGUAUAUGUCUUUUAGGCUUUUCCUUCCAAUGUGUCGAUCUGAGUCGGGAGCGUUUGGAGUAAUUGAUUUCGGGUAGGAAAAGUGUUUUUGUUUUGAGUUUUCGGGUGACGUCGUGCCCUCGUGAUGGCAACUGCUAGGCAGGGCGUUUCGAUGCGUCCACGUGGCCCUUUCAUUCAAAGCUGGAGACACAAUGAGGGACGCGACUCUGGACGCGAACUAAAGAAAAUUGAAUGGGCCGCCUCCUGAGCUACUGUAAGCAGGGAAGGCACGCCCUCCUUUCUCGCUCGACCCUCCCCUCCGACGACGGAGGCGAGGCGGCUCGCCUCUGUCUCCCCCUUCUCUCCACGACCAUUUCCCAGAUCCGAAAGCGAUCGACUUGGCUCCCCCGUCCUCCUGCCGAGAAAUCGAGUCCCGACGGCGUUGUCACCGUUCCAGCUUGAACGGCCGGGCGAUUUCAGAUAGCUUGGAAAAGGUUGGUGUCUUGGACUGGGGGGAAAUAGUAUCUCGGUGGUUUGAUGGAAGAAAGCAUGAAUCGGAGCCUUAGGAGGCCAGCUCCGGGGAGCACAUUGACGAAGGAGACGGACGAGGAGCUCGCCCUCUUCAUCGAGAUGCGGAAACUGGAGAAGGAGCGAAGAGACCUUCGCCUGCACAGUACCGGCGAACUCGAUCCGCCGUUGGGAUCUAAACCUGGCAGUGCUCCCAAAUUCCGGAUUGGCGCUUCAGCACCUGCGCGCAAGGCGGGUAUUGAUGACUUCCUGAAUUCCAACAACGGAAAGAAUGACUAUGACUGGCUUCUUACACCACCAGGUACUCCACUUUUUCUGUCUUUGGAUACUGAUUCUAAAAGAUCUCCUACGAGAGAGAAUGGGAUUCCAAAAGCUCGUCCCACAGUGCUGAGAUCUCGGUUAGCAAAUGCUCCAAAUCCAUCAAGGAACCUGUUGGCAUCGAGGCAACCGCCAUCAUACUCUGUCUUGAACUCAUCUGCUGCGGCAACUCGCAGGCCAUCAUCGUCUGGUGGACCCACUCAUGGUGUAUCUAGACCUGCAACUCCAACUGGAAGCCCUGCAUUACCUGCUGUUUCAAAACCUGCCAGACCUUCCACUCCCACUUCUCGAGCUACUUUACCUUCAAGAUCAUCAGCUCCUCCGUCGCGAUCAUCAACACCUGUUAGAUCAUCUACACCAACGGCUAGGCCAUCUGUAUCAGCGGCCAACAAGCCUGCAUCAAGGUCAACUACGCCUACGAGGCGACCUUCUGCCCCAUCUACUGCACCUGUCAGUUCUGCUCCACCAAGAAGAUCAUCUUCUGUAACGAGGUCAGGUUCAACAAUAUCUAGAAGUUCGGCACCACCAUGUGGAAGCUCUCCGACCAUAAAACCUCGACCAUUGAAACCCUCAGAUAUUCCUGGUUUUUCUCUCGAUACACCCCCCAACUUAAGGACUUCACUGUCUGAGAGGCCCUCCUCAGCUUCUCGGGGUAGACCUGGAGGACCCAGCAGUCGAUCAUCAUCUGUUGAGCCUGGACCCAAUGUUCGACCAAGGAGGCAGUCUUGCUCUCCAUCCAGAGGAAGGGUCUCUAAUGGUAAUGCUCAUAAAGGCGGUUCUGUUCAAGCACCAAGCAAGCGGCAAGCACGUGACGGCGACAACUCGAACCCAGUUGUGCUUGGUAACAGGAUGGUUGAACGCACAGCGAACGUGAGAAGACUGGCACCCCCAAAGCAAGACAACCAACGACUGACCAAUGAUAACCUCUCCGGCAAAACUUGUGUUUCACCAGAUAGCACUGGCUUUGGGAGAUCACUAUCAAAACAAUCUUUGGAUAUGGCAUUCAGGCAUAUGGAUAUAAGGAGGAGUAUUCCCAACAGUCUGAGGCCAUUGAUGGCAAACAUUCCAGCAUCGUCUGUGUAUAGUGUCAGGUCAGGCUCCACAAGAAGCAGGACAGUGAGUGCUUCAGGCUCUCCUCUCACCACUAGCAGCACAACCAGUUCUGAACAAAGUGUCAAUAACAACAUGACCUGUCUUGGUCGAAAUGAAAUCGAAGACGAUCUUACCAGUGACAAGGGAGUCAGGUGCUCCUCUGCUCUCUCCAUUUCCAGAUGACUAAAUAGAAGAGUGAGCUCCAUCCCAAUUUAAGUAUGUGCGAUCUAGGUGGAUGCAUUAGUUUCCCUUAUGAAUUGUCAUCAGAAUAGCUACAAAAGGAGCCUCUUCUGGGAUUAUUGGAUGACACUACAUGUCAUCCUGUUUGAUCUGUGUCAGACUGCUUCUUGUUGGUAUUUACGGUUCAAUUUAACCAGUUGUUUCCAUAUUCAA